Messenger RNA from Nomia melanderi (Alkali bee), 1108 nucleotides. RefSeq lists its product as uncharacterized. NCBI's taxonomy places the organism in Eukaryota, Metazoa, Arthropoda, Insecta, Hymenoptera, Halictidae. The record is from RefSeq and is a predicted model, not a curated record.
CUGCAGUAGUUUCAUUAUCAAAGCUUCCCUCACUAGUUUCUAGGACUGUCAUCAUUCAUGAACAGUGUUUUCCAUGCUUAACACUAAUUUCUACAAGUGCAUUUAGGUAUUAUACUAUAAAGACAGUGAGAGACCAAAGUUACCUUUGAGUUAUGCAAUAUGGUUCAUUAAAGAGUGUCUGCUGCGUGCAUUCUUUAUAGACUAAUUGUUCUAGCAACCAUCUGUCACGUUUACAACAGGUUCUAUGAUACUGAAAUUUUUACCUUAAAGAUGAACGUAAUAUUUUUUGCAUUAUUUUGUUUAUCAUUGUUAUCAUUGAAAAAUGGGUAUGUCAGUGGCACAAUUACGGUAGCAGAAGUUCCAGCUGGACAUUUAGCUGAACUUCCAUGUUUAAGCAGUGAUGAUCACCAUCGUUUUAUGUUUUGGCAACUCACAGAUGAUAGACGUAUUAUUGGGCCAGGAAACCCUAUGGAUGAGAAUAAGUACAACUAUGAGGUGCUAACUGGAAAGCUUUUUAUCAGAGGUGUCUCAACAGCUGAAUCUGGGUUUUAUAAAUGUAUUUCAAAAGGUAUAGCAGAUCAUUCUUCUAUCAAUAUUCAUGUUGUUGAGUUGAUUGUUAAAAAAGAUUGGGAAGAUGUCUGGGAAAAUGACUUUGAGACUAAUUUAUUGCGGGGUAUGGCUGCUGUUAUGGUAAUACUUGUUGCUAUAGCAAUCGUACUUUUCAUCAUUACGGCGAAAAGAAGACGAAAUCAAAGAUUUUUUGAUUUAGAGGAGUCAAGGGAAAAUUCACCUACAAAAUAUACACCAAAUACUAGUACCCGUCCUAAUGUACCAACGACAAUAUCAGAAGAAGGUGGUAUUGACAAUUCAGCUCUUGAUAUCGAUUUCCCGAGGGUAUUUAAACAAAUGCAGAAAUAAGUAAUAAUUUUGUAAUAUAUCGUAUGAGCCACUUUUUUAUAGUAGAUCAUCAUGUCCUAUGGAUAUAUUAAACUUUUAGUUGUACUAUUCACAAAAAACAAGUAUCAUGAACUGCUUAAAAAGAUAAUUUUAAUGGAUAUCGAUUAAAUUAAAAUUCGAGGAUACAUGACUGUACAUAUUAUUGUAUAUU